Molecule: messenger RNA, 870 nt
Organism: Pocillopora verrucosa
Lineage: Eukaryota; Metazoa; Cnidaria; Anthozoa; Scleractinia; Pocilloporidae
Source: RefSeq, a predicted model, not a curated record
AUGAGAGGUAUUCAACAAGGAACGGGUGCAGCUCUGCUGCUCUCGGCACUUUUUGCGAUUUAUCAAAUUAUACCAUCAACCAGUGCAGCUCCAAUAGAUUGCCAGAAGAACACUGCUGUCUGCUUAGAACAAAUUAUGAAGGAACUGACCCAAGUUCGAUUUGGGAUUAAAAUUCUGACGGAGAACAUAACAUUGGUAAGAUCUAAAAACUGUGCUGAACUGUACAAAUCCGGUCGAAGGAUCAGCGGUGUUUACACAAUCGACCCAGAUGGUUCAGGCGCCUUCAAUGUAUAUUGUGACCAUACAACAGCUGGUGGGGGAUGGACAGUGAUCCAGAAGAGAAUGGAUGGCUCGGUUGAUUUCAACCGCACCUGGAAUGAAUACAAACAUGGCUUCGGUAAUUUGGUCGGUGAGUUCUGGCUCGGACUGGAUAAGAUAAACCGUCUCACAAGAAAUAAGACAAAAAACAAGCUUCGAGUAGAUCUGGGAGUAAAAAAUGGGAAAACUGUUCACCCUGAGUAUAGCUGGUUUGGCAUUGGGAACGAGACAGCUGAGUACAAGCUGUACAUUGGCAGUUUUAUAAAUGCCACUGUUUCCCCUGAUUCCCUAAGUCCUCACGGAGAUUUCAUAUUCGGUACCUGGGAUAGAGAUCCCGCUGGUUGUACUCAAAAAAGAGGUGGAGGCUGGUGGUAUGGCAACAGUAGUAAAUGUGCUGUUUGGUCAAAUCUCAAUGGUAUUUAUCCGCGUUGUGGAUAUAAAACCUGGGCCGAUAUUCAUUGGGGAAGAUUAGUUCCUACCAGUGCCGCCAGCAGCGCUCCAACAUCAACUGAAAUGAAAAUUAGACCAGUGAAAUUUAUGCGCGAGGCCUAA